Messenger RNA from Pseudomassariella vexata, 1479 nucleotides. RefSeq lists its product as uncharacterized. Gene Ontology annotation, molecular function: ubiquitin protein ligase activity; zinc ion binding; ubiquitin conjugating enzyme binding. Gene Ontology annotation, cellular component: ubiquitin ligase complex; cytoplasm. NCBI's taxonomy places the organism in Eukaryota, Fungi, Ascomycota, Sordariomycetes, Amphisphaeriales, Pseudomassariaceae. The transcript has 2 exons. Bases 1 to 1479 code for a protein of 492 amino acids. The record is from RefSeq and is a predicted model, not a curated record. Gene Ontology annotation, biological process: positive regulation of proteasomal ubiquitin-dependent protein catabolic process; protein polyubiquitination; ubiquitin-dependent protein catabolic process.
AUGGCGAUAGAAGAGCUCGUAGCGCCAACCUGGACGGCAGCAGACGACGAAAGCCUAAGCCUGAUCCUCAUUCUUCUCCGCGAAGAUGCCGAAAAACUUAAGUCGUCAUCCAAAGGAAAAAAAGCCAAAAGCACUCUGUCUGACGCCGAGUUGGCUCUCCAACUGUACAUUGAGGAGCUCACUGGCGCAUCGACGUUUUGUUAUGACAGGCGAAUGACGAAGAGCAUCCGGGAUGCCAUUCGCGCUGACGCAGAAACUAUAUCUCAGGUUGAAGAGGAGUCUAUGGCCGAUAAUGCCCAUCAGAUGUCCGUAGCCCUUUCUCGUGGAGAGUCUGGGAACGAAAACACUGCUCAGGCCACCAGAAAUUCGGUCGCGGAUCUGGAACUAAUCGAGAAGCUCGACUGCCUCUAUGUUACUGGGAUCGAAAACACGGACUACGAAAGCGACAAAGACACUACGAGCCUGGACGAUGAAUCAGAUCAGCCAGAGAGUUCGUCUGCGGCUGCGGCUCGGCAGCCAAGAAAGAAAUCCCAGAGACGGGACUGCCAGGCCUGUGGAGAAACAACACACUUCAUUGACCUUGCCCGCGCCCCUUGUAACCACGAAUACUGUCGAGACUGUCUCUCCCAUCUGUUCUGUGAUGCUAUGACGGACGAAUCUCUGUUCCCACCGCGAUGUUGUCGCCAGCCCAUCCCCGCCAACCAAAACCGACUCUUCCUCGGCGCGGAUCUGUUUCACCAGUUCCAACAGAAAUCUGUCGAGUUUUCGACUCCGAACCGAACAUAUUGCCAUCGCCCUAACUGUUCUGCAUUCAUCACGCCAGCCAAUUGCAUCGAUGGUGUUGCACGGUGUGCGGACUGUGAUGCCGAAACUUGUACGACCUGCAAGGGUCUUGCUCACGGUGGUGACUGUCCAUUUGAUCUAGAACUUCAGCGGGUGAUUGAGAUUGCGAGGGAGGAGCACUGGCAGCGGUGCUACAGUUGCUUCAGCAUGGUGGAGCUGAACAUUGGCUGCAACCAUAUGACAUGCCGAUGCGGUGCUCAGUUCUGCUACGUCUGCGGUGCCGAAUGGAAGACUUGCCAAUGCCAGCAAUGGGAUGAAAAUCGGCUCUACACGCGAGCUGUCGCUAUAGACGAAAGAGACAACCCAUAUGCUGGGGAGGAAGCUCCCGAUCCAGUUGUCGAAGCCGCCAGACAGAACCCGAAUGCUGGGGAGGAAGCUCCUGAUCCAGUUGCCGAAGCCGCCGGACAGAACCCACCUAAUGAAGUUGUUCCGGUGGCGGGAAUGGCCUUGUGGGAGAGAUUGGCGAGAGUAAUGGAAAGCUUGGUCCAGAACCACGAAUGCACUCACGAGGGCUGGAGAAGAAGAGGAGGGCCUGCUGGUUGUGAGGAGUGUGGUAAUGAGAUGCCCCUUUUCAUCUUUGAGUGUCGACAGUGUCACAUCAUGGCUUGUCGACGGUGUAGAUAUCACCGUCUCUAA